CAAAUAUUGUGCGCCGCAUUAAAUAAACGGAUAAUUUUCAUAAAGAUUUUAGUAACAAUAUUUAUGGAACUAUUAUAGUCAUAUGUUAAAAGUUUAAAUGAAAAGUAUUAUGAAUUUUAAAUUCAGUUGACAAUAGUGAUGAAAUUGUUUUAUAAAAAUGUAUCAGUUUUAUAACUUGAUACAUAAGAAUUUCAAAAUGACAGAUUUCCUAAAAGGACUUAUAUCUUGGCUAUUAUUUUCUGUGAUUGAAGCAAAGUCAAAUUCAACAGAUUCGGGUCGAUUUGGAGGAUUAACAGAUGAUAUGAUAAAAGGACUUUCUGCUGGAUUUGGAUUUUUCAUAGCGCUUAUUUUUCUUAUUUGUCUGGUAUGGUACUGCUGUUGUGCAGAACCAAGGGAUUCUGAAAAUGUGAAAUGGAAUACUCAAUCAUCAAAUAAUCAAAACAGUUCACAGACAAAUCGACGACAACAUGUUUCAAAUACUAGUUCUUCAAGAGCAGACGAGAAUAGAAACCAGAACAGACGAGUGUUUGCAUAGUGCGAUUGUUCUUGUUACAUUUGUACUAGCUUGUAUGCUCUUAAUGCGGACUUGUGUAACAGGACCGAAAAAAAAUCGUAUAUGUCUAGAUUGAAACUAUAACCUUAUGUGUAUAUUGUAUACAAUUGUGUAAUUAUAGUUCAAAAUGCCUUAUGAACGAAUGGCUGUUAUGUGAUAUGUUAUUUGUUAAAUAUUUUUAGUUUUUAAGCAUGCGUGAAUCGUCAAUGAAAAUGUGUUGUACAAAAACAACCUGAUCAUACUACAACAAGUGAUCCGGAUAUUCUAAAUAUUUGGGAUAACAACAAAGUUUUAUAAAGAAAAUCAAAAAAGAAUAUGGAAAUGAAUAAACAUUGUUUUUUAAAUCAAAUGGCGUUUAGAAAAAAGUGACAUGUUUUUAUCACUUUGCGUCAAUCUAACGUACAUUCAUUUUCGGAACGCAGUAUUUUUGUGAUUCUAAAUUUUAUUAGACGAUUAACAUGUUUCAUUAUCCAAACGGACAACAUUUAAAUAGAGUGCAUUUUUAUAAAAUAUUCCUCUUUUCGUUGCGAUCUGAAGAAAGAUAUGGCCAUUCUAAACAAAAUUUGAUUCGAAUUGGCCAUGUUUGUCUCGCUUUUUCCGAGUUGGGGCUAUAUCUUGUGAUAAGGUCAUGUUAAGCAAAUCAAUGAUCCUUAGUUUACAGGUUAACAAGCAUGGACAUAUGUCGUUUCCGUUAAGAUUAGUUGGACCCGCCCCCUUAAUCUGGAUAGAUCGACUUUAUAACAGUUGCUUAGUUUUAGAUGAUAAAGUUUAUGAGUAUUUUAAAGAGAACCACUAAUUGUAUGCUAAUGUUAUUAAAUCCUUAACAAAAAGUUUCAAUUUAAUGUCAUUGAGUGGGAGUAAAAAAACUGCAGCAUACGUGACACACAUUUACUACUGUAACCUUAAGAAAAAUCACAUUAUAAUCAUCACCAUUUAUGAAACUAUUUGUCAAAAAUUAACUGGUCUUUGCUGGAUGAAUGAUGUAAAGAAUUCUACAAAUUAUCGAUAUUUGGUUCUGGUUAAUUAAAACGAUGAUUUCCUCCUAAACUAAACACUAAAGUGGAAAUGUUUUUAUUUAUAUCUUUCUUUUUUUUUAUUUCUAGUAGUCUAAAUAGAAGCUCAAAAUUUCAGAACUUAUUUAUUCUUUGGACAUUCUUUCUGGAUUAGUCUGGAAAGGUGGUAACGAUGGUUUUCCGCCACUCGGAGUGUUCACUGAGAACACAACCAAUUUGGUAAUUAUUAAAUUGAAGAAAAAAACACGAAUUCAGCAAGUAAUGAUUGGAUGAAAUGUCCUGGUAUCUAUGAUGAUUUUCAAAGGCGGAUUUUUUUUGGGGGGACCAGGGGGCCCGGGCCUCCCUUUUUGGGAAAAAAUUAAGUUGCUUAUAUAGGGAAUCACUGAAGCGUGACUGGAGCGGGCCCCAUCUUAGGUUAGUCAGUGGGCCCCCACUUAUGAAAACUUCUGGAUCCGCCACUGAUUUUAUUCAUUGUAUGGCUUCACAAAAAUUUCAAUAUUUUGGUUUAUUCAUAUUAUUUAUU
Mytilus trossulus (common blue mussel) is the source of this 2089-nucleotide messenger RNA. RefSeq lists its product as uncharacterized. The transcript is spliced from 3 exons. Bases 158 to 535 code for a protein of 125 amino acids. The record is from RefSeq and is a predicted model, not a curated record. NCBI's taxonomy places the organism in Eukaryota, Metazoa, Mollusca, Bivalvia, Mytilida, Mytilidae.